Messenger RNA from Candoia aspera, 3214 nucleotides. It is a transcript of the gene GP1BA, whose product is annotated as glycoprotein Ib platelet subunit alpha. Bases 1 to 2640 code for a protein of 879 amino acids. The transcript is spliced from 2 exons. NCBI's taxonomy places the organism in Eukaryota, Metazoa, Chordata, Lepidosauria, Squamata, Candoiidae. Gene Ontology annotation, cellular component: plasma membrane. Gene Ontology annotation, molecular function: protein binding. The record is from RefSeq and is a predicted model, not a curated record.
AUGCUCUGCACGCUCCGCUUGGAGGUCCUCCUUCUGGGGUGCUCUUACCUCAAGGGGAACCCCCAAAGCCCAGGGCCCCUGCAAAGGCAGUCCCUUGAAUUCACACACCUGCUGGUGGGCCUGGAGGGCUGGCUCCAGCAGCAGCUGGCUGGUGGGAGAGGGACCAAGGGAGGGCUGGAAAACCAGCCAGGCUCUUCCUCCCCAGGCCUCCAUCUGGGCGGACAGAUAAAGCCCCAUCCCUCCACCCCCCCCACCCCACCCCUAGCAGCCGGCCUUUAUCUGGCUUCCGUGGGGAGGGCAGGACGCCACAUUCACACAACCCUUGUGGCUAAGAUGGGACAGGCAGAGAAGGACCACCACCCUUGCGGCCAGGGGGCAGAGGCUCCCGGCUCCUGCAGCCUUGCAACCGAGCCGGGCCUCCCUUUGCUCAGGUCUCUGCCAGCCGGGCUGCCAGCCCUCAGGCAUGCGAUCCCCUUGGAAGGCCCCUUAACCCCAGGGGACUUCCCCCAAAGGACCCUGAAGCGGCGGGGGGGGGGAGCUCCCCAGCCAUCGCAACACCACCUGAGCCGCAGCCUGGGCCUGGAGUGCAGCCAGUGUGCAAGUCAGGAGCAUCAGAGCAAGAUGCUGCAGGGUCUGCUGGCCCCACUCCUCCUGGUUCUCUUUGCUGCUGUGGCGGCAGCCAUGCCUCCCCCAGAGCACUGCGAAUCUGAGAUGAACAAGAUCAAGGAUCUGCUCCAGGUGAGCUGUGUGGGCAAGGGGCUGACCAUCAUUCCCACUGGGUUGCCCAAGGACACGGGGAUCCUGCUUCUCAGCUCCAACCGCCUGGCCCAGGUUACCACAGCCUUCUUCCAGCACCUGCAGCAGCUGAGUGAGCUGGACCUGUCCAACAACAGCCUGGAAGCCCUGGAUACCAGCACACCACUGCCCAAUCUCCAGCAGCUGCUCCUGUCCCAUAAUGGCCUGGAGAGCCUGCCCGCUUUUCCAGGACUGCCCAGCCUGAAGCGCCUGGCCCUGGGGCACAACAACAUCUCCCAGCUGCCCAAGGGGGGCUUCCGCGGCCUGGGCCAGCUGCGUGACCUGGAGCUCCAAGGCAACCGCCUGCAGAGCCUGCCCUCAGGAGCCUUCCAGGGCCUGCGGGAACUGAGGGACCUGGACCUAUCAGAGAACCUCCUGGAGGCGCUGCCCCCAGACCUGCUGGCCGAGCUGCCCAACCUGGAGAUCCUGCGGCUGGAAAGGAAUCGGCUGCGGCACGUGCCAGAUGGCUUCUUUUCUGAGGAGGCCUUGUAUGCCUAUGUCUACCUGGCAGAGAACCCCUGGCGGUGUGACUGCCAGCUGGUGUACCUGCGGGACUGGAUCCUCGAGAAUGAGAUCAGCGUGUACACUCGCACAUCUGUGCAGGAGCAGGGCUCCGAGAAGGUGGUCACGGAGAACGAGCCAGGGAGCGUUCAGUGUCACGAGCCACCCAAGGAGAAAGGCCAGCCUGUCAUGCAUUUCCAGGCUGCCUGCAGGAAACUUGGGGAUGAAGAAAAGAUGGAAGAUGGAGAACACACUGCAGACGACCCUGGGACUCUUGCUCCCACUCCUCCCUCUCUGAAGCCCACCACGGGUGUCCCCCCGAGUACCCUGCUCCCUGCGCCUUCCAGCCUUUCGCACAGCCCCAUCACAGCCAUCACCCCAACCGGUGCUUCUCCCACGACCACAAGCACUUCCACAUUCUCUUCCACCCCCACCAGCCAUGUUCCAUCAACCGCUGUUAAUGUUCCCACGACAAUAACCAUGGCUACUUUCACCCUUUCCACCACUGGUGUCAUUGUGGAGAGGCCAACCGCAACCUCCAGCGUCCCCACACCAGGCUCCUCGACCACCCCCCCCCCAACUGCCCCACCCAAAACCUCCAGCGUCCCUACCGCAGCGACAGCAACCUCCCCCACCGCUUUUGCUCACAGAAGCACUGCCCCGAUGCGCACAGCACCUGUUCCCCAGAGUACUCUGCCUCCGGCAAGGACUGUGGCCAGGCGUCCUCCAAGCACUCUGGCCCUUGUCCCCUCAACCGCGCCCGUCAGAACCUCACCCAGAAUUUCUGCCUCCAUUUCCACCCGCUACCCUUCUCCACCCCCUUCCUCCAAGCCCGCUGUUCACUGCCUCUGCCCUGCCCUGCCCGUCCGGGUUCUUGGAGUGGCCACUCAUAAAGGGUCCCCAGCAAACUGGCCAGCUGGCUAUUGUUGCCUUCUGCGUCUGAUCCUGUAUGUUGUCUGCCUGGCGCUUGUGGCCCUGCCAACCCUGGCGGUGCUCUGCUGGCUGGGCUGGGCCUACCUGAGCUGGUACCAACCAGCUCUGCAAGGGGCCCCUGGGGCACGUCUGGUCGGAAACCAGCAAUGGCAGAAAGUCACCCCAAAAGAAUGGCGGCUGAAGACCGCUGAAGCCCCAAGUCCUAUGGCCGGGCCCCAGAUCUAUCACGUUUGCAAGAAGUUCAGGAUUGGCCCUUCCCGCCACGUCACCUGGCUCCUCAUCAGCCUGCCAGGGUCUGCCAGUGAGUGGCCCUGGGGACGCGGGCAGGACAGGCUCUCCUCCUACAGCUUGGACCGGGGCAGAGACACCAUUGGGGCCGUGAGAGUAAAAUAUGCUGCGGACUCCUUAUAAGGGCCCAGCAAGUCAGAACCCCGAUGAUUGGAAGGCCCAAAUGUCCAAAAGAGGGGGGGGGAGAGUUUGCUUGAAGCACAGGGGGAACUGUCGCCCUCCGGCUCGAGGCCUGCAGUUCCACCUUCCCAUCCACUGGCCAGACUGCUUGCAAUCAGGGGGACUGCCGUCCGACUGGGGCAGGGGACGACCGGUUCCAGGCGCCAGUUGACUGGCCGCCGUGAAGGCACAGGGCCAGAAGAGCCAGGAAAGGCUCUCGCCAGCAUUGCUUACUCUGCUCAGGAGGGCAGCUGCAGAGGCCCAUCCUCAAGCAUUUGACCGGGUGGUCAAACCCAAAUAAGCUGCAGGAUGCAUGUGGGAGAGAGACGUGUCCUCUUCCCAACACGCUGAACUCAAACGACCUCAGCAGCAGUUCUGGCAGCUCUUGCUCCACAAAUCUUGCAACCGCCCUCUCCUUUCCGCUCCCGUCCCUACUGCCUCCCUCUAUCGUUGCUAUUAGAUUGACGUCCCGUCUUAUUUUGGACAACUCAAGGCAGUGCAUGUAACGCUCCGGCCUCCUAUUCUCACUGCAACAGCA